Molecule: messenger RNA, 810 nt
Organism: Parasteatoda tepidariorum (common house spider)
Lineage: Eukaryota; Metazoa; Arthropoda; Arachnida; Araneae; Theridiidae
Product: ADP-ribosylation factor-like protein 16
Molecular function (GO): GTPase activity; GTP binding
Source: RefSeq, a predicted model, not a curated record
AACCGCUCAUUUUCCAAAGAGACAAUCGUUGCUAAGCAACAAUAUGUAACAAAAUAUUCAUGUCUAUGAUGAGAUUAAGGCACAGGAUUUAUUUCUAAUAUUACGUCAACAAUCUCAUAUCAUUUACUUAUUGUAUAAACAGUCAAGCUUUGAAUUAACAUUUCUGUGAGUUAAGUUUCCUCCUUAGCGUAACGUAUACCACUGUCUCUCGAACUAUAAACAAAAUGAGGAUUAUUAGUGAAAGAUUCUGAAAAAUAAAGGUAAUUUAAAGAAAAUGAUUAUCUGCAUAGGUCCAAAAAAUGUUGGCAAAACAUUGCUACUGCGUAGAUUGCAGCAAAAGGACAUUUAUUGUAAUAUGUUUGAUGAAGUAUUUUCAACUGUUCCCACAGUAGGUGUGAAUAUUGCACAGAUUGUCUUUGAAAAAUUACGGAGACUUCAGAUUAGUGAAUUAGGUGGAACAAUGGCAGCAAUAUGGCCCAUGCAUUACAAUGGAUGUAAAGGAGUUUUAUUUUUAGUAGACAGUUCUAAUUUGCAACAAAUAAGUUGUGCUACAAUACUUUUGUUAGAAGCAUUAAAGCAUCCUUCACUUCAAAAUGCAAGAUUUCUUAUCAUUUUGAACAAAACAGAUAUUACUGUAUCUACAACUAUUUCAGAAAUGAAAUAUUUAUUAAGACUUGAUGAUAUUUGUCUUCAUGCUAAACAGAACAUUGAAGUUAUAGAAUCCAGUUGUUUAACUGGUAAAGGGUUAAAAGAUAUCAAACAAUGGUUACAAGAAUUUUGAUCUUAAAUAAAUUUUGAUUUUUAUAUUAA